AUGGACACCAGUCCAUUAAGCGUCCAGCCGCGCUCGGAACCUGCCUCGGGGGCUGCCUCGGCGCGGGGCUCGCUGACCGGAGGUCGUCAGAUCACCCGAAACCGCGCAAGUUACAGUUGCCACACCUGUCGCCGGCGAAAGGUGAAAUGCGACAAAGUGCAUCCGAUCUGCGGGAACUGCGCGAAGACCGGGGCCGAGUGCGUAUACGAUGUGUCGUCGCAAAAGCGGGAAGAGGAGCGCGAUGGUCCUUUUCGAAGUGGGCAAGGUGUGAAACGAAGGAGGGGAACUUCAAGAACCUGGGAAGAGAAUGUGGACGAGUUGCAAUCAAUCUAUGGAAAUUUGAGGGAGGCCGAGUCAUCGCCAGAUCAUAAACCAGACCCUCGAGCGAUCGAAAGUCGACUGGAUAAGCUGAUGACCAUGAUUGAACGAAUUGGUGGGGCCAGUCAGGCUCCCGAAGCUAUCGAAGAGCAGUCGGUCGCGUCAAGCGCUGGUCUGGGGUCAGCUCUCAUGCAGGAUUUGCGACAAAGAAAUGCACGGAAUGAGACCUUCGACCCUUCCCAGCAAUCGAGUCCUCGUCGGGCUCCUACAGAGUCUGGUGGUGAAGAGUUCCCCAUCCCAUCUGGACAAGCAACAGAUUUGGUUGAUCCGGUGGGAAGUCUGAAUCUCGGGCAUCUGAGUCUGGAGGAUGGCGGAAGAUCGAGAUACGUGGGAACAACAUACUGGGCUUACAUUUCCCAUGAGAUCAAUGAUCUUAAUCAACUGUUAAGGGAUCAAAACCGGUCGCAUGAACAGCAAGUCUCAGAUGCCAACAAUGAGAACGAUCUCAUGACGAACGGCCGCCAACCGUGGAAGCAGUCUACUGACAGCUCGACGUAUGCAACCUCAUCAAGAUCGCCGCGCGGUUCCUUUCAACAAUCAAUCAUCUUUCCAACUGGUGGAUCCCCGACCAUAAAGGAAACAGUCGUCGAACCAGAGAUGCUUGAGCAUGUUCCGUCCAGACGCCAGAGCCAUAUUUUGUACAAGGCUUUCAUGUCGGGCGUCCAUGCCAUCAGCCCCGUUAUCCAUCCACCAACUGUCCUGAAGCUCUACGAUGAAUUCUGGGACUGGUAUGAUUAUAGCAGUUAUUCCGGAGAGCCUUGUCCGAAUCCUUCGUUUUUACCACUGCUAUACGCCAUCUGGUACGGCGGAUCAGUGACAAUAUCGAUCCGAACCAUCAAGGCCGAGUUCAACGUCCUGUCUCGAGUCUCGUUGUCGAAUAUGUAUAGCGAGGAGGUUACUCGUUGGUUGACGAAGAUUUCCUUUCCACGGAGCCCUUCCCUGCAAGGACUAGCCGCAUAUCUCAUUGUCCAGACGAUUCUGUCCAAAGAGGAAGAGCCCUUGACAAGCAGCUUAUUUAUCAGUCUCGCGAUGAGAGUGGCACAAACCAUGGGUCUACAUCGUGACCCGGCAAAAUUUGGGAUCGAGCCCUGCGAGGCAGAAUAUCGGCGCCGGUUGUGGUGGCAUAUCAUACACAUGGAUGGUGUGGUAGCAAUGUCCAGUGGGCUGCCUCCAUUAGUCAGUGAGGAGAAUUACUGGGAUGUACGAGAAACGAGUGAAGUGAAGGACACCCUGCUCGGUACCCCAGCAGCCGAGCGAUAUGAACAGCUGGUGGCGACCAACCAACGAGUCCCGGACAACCCCGAUGACCCAUUGCUUGGCGGGGGACCCUCAAUGGUGAAUGUGUUCUAUCUCAACGCAAGAGGCAAAUACAUAAUGGCCCGUGCCGUUCGCCGUAUUUUGAAAAUUCAGCUGGGUACGAGACCAGUGACUCGCAGAGACAUGGAAGAACUUCGGGUAGUUCUUCUCGAUCUUCAGCUCAAGUUGAACUCAAUAGUGGACAGGAUCCCUGAUCGAAAGGCUACAGACGGUACUCCGGGAUCUUCUGGUCGCGCUCUGUCCAUGUCCAAGUCCCCCAUGGAGGCUAGUUCUGCGGACCCAGAGCCACCUGGCGAAGGUAUAAACGGCUGCCCGGAACAAUACCAUUCUCCAGUCCAUGCUUCAUUCCAUAAGUGGGCGAGGAUUAUUUUGUCGCUUUAUAUUGACAAGGCAUUUUGUGUCGCGUACCAACCAUUUCUCAAGAAUGCUCGCAGCCGAAUUUGGCCCGCCGCACGACAAAGUGCACUCCGUCACUGCCAUGGAUUUAUGGAAAAAUUCAUUCAGCUUGCCACAGACCCUGACUUCCAACCGUUCCAGUGGAGCUGGCCUGGGAAUCACCAGCCCAUGCAUGCGACGAUGAUCAUGCUCAUCGACCUGUAUGAACGACCAUAUAGUCCGGAAGCAUCAAAGUCUCGCGCGUUCAUUGAUCGGAUCCUGGCUCUGUCCGGGCCAGAUGGAGGCGUUGUAGGCGGCGAAGAUGGUAUUUCUACACAGCGGCCACUCAAGGAUGGCGGACGUGAAGCUUGGGAUAUGAUCCGCCGUCUCCGCCAGAAAGCCUGGCAAAAGGCUGGCCUCAAUCCGCAAAUGCUUUGGACGGAACAGGAUCAAAUCCAAGCCGGCCUCGCGUCACCAGCAGGGGAGUCAGGAAAUCUUUGCAGUUCGUUCAACUCGGGGGCUGAACCUCCCUCUGCAGCAGCAACGGCACCACGCCAACCUGUGGCUCCAGAUCGGCAGUUAUCGGAUUUCAACAAAACCUUUUAUAGCAUGACUCGUGCCCAUUUACUUCCCAAUCCUGCUGUUUCUUCAGCUUCUCUCCGCCCCAGUCCUCUGCGAUAUGCAUACCAACUACCUCCCCUGAACCAAACUUCUUCUCACCCAACCACUCAAGACCACCGCACGCAGGCAGCUGUCAACAUUUCCGGAGCAAGUACUAUGGCUGCUCAAUCUGCCAUGGCGACAUCACCAACAACAUCCGCUUUGGCAGGCCCCCCUGCGACCCACUCCCCCACUGCCGCUUCCACCGUUCCUGAACCCCCUCAGCAAGCCAUCCCCAACAGCACCUCCCCACAAAUGCCUUUCAUGGAUCCAGCCUCACCUGCUCCCCAAAUGGGAGUCCCCACUCCACCUUUCAUGGUGGAUCCUAAUCUGAACUUCGACUGGGACCAGUGGGAUGCUGUAUUCGGACAGCAACUACCCGUCGCCGAUGAGCUUAUGGAGCUGGAUCCUGUGGCAGGGCUAGAUUUUGCCCAUCUUGGAGUUCCAUCCGGGAAUACCCCCGGCGCUCUGGGGGCCAAUGCAUUCCCCGUCACUACACCAAGUGAUGUUGGACUGCCGCCAGUCUGGACAGAACAGGGCUCGGCAAACUCCGAAGGACCUUCCCCAAGCAAUUGGUCUGGGUACUAUUGA
This is a messenger RNA of Penicillium maclennaniae, 3321 nucleotides long. Its product is annotated as putative C6 transcription factor. Bases 1 to 3321 code for a protein of 1106 amino acids. Gene Ontology annotation, molecular function: DNA binding; DNA-binding transcription factor activity, RNA polymerase II-specific; zinc ion binding. The record is from RefSeq and is a predicted model, not a curated record. Lineage: Eukaryota; Fungi; Ascomycota; Eurotiomycetes; Eurotiales; Aspergillaceae. The transcript is spliced from 7 exons. Gene Ontology annotation, biological process: DNA-templated transcription; regulation of DNA-templated transcription.